AUGGCCAUGGAGGCCUGCCGGGCGAGGACAAUCAUGCACCCAAUGCGGGUCCGGGUUUCAGAAGAGGCCGCCUACAUCGAGACCACUUUGAAGCCCUAUGUGGAGGAUGCGAUUGCCAGCAUUUGUGCUGACCCUGAGCGGACCAUCGUGGCAUGGUCAGACAUCGACCGCUCUGGCGUGCAGGUGGUGGAGGAAUACCUGAUCAACAACUACUACUUGAUCCGGGAUUUCUACUUGGACCACGCUGAGGUGCCCUUGGCACCUUUGAAUGACUUCAAGGCAGCAUUUUGCAGCCUGGCGCUCUCGCACAACUUCUGGGACCCAAGCUUCUUCCGGGUCAAAGGGAACAAAGGGCAUGUUCGAGAUUGGGCUGGAAGAGAGGCCUGCAGAUUCCGGGCAAUUGCUUCGCAUGGGAUACGGAUCACGUAUCGGACGAGGGCAGCGAGGCAUCCAAAGAUCAAGAUUUUGAAAUCGAUCGUUGCGGACAUGCGGCACGUUCAUGAGCUAAAGCCGGAGCUGAAGGUGCAGGAUUCCGAUGCAUCGUGCGAUGAAGCUGAUGCAAAGUGCCCAAGCCCCAAUGAGGCGGUGGUGGAUGAAGCCAACCUGGCGCAAGAUCCAUAUCAAGAAUUUGAGCUCGAGGACAAGCCCUGCUUUGAUGCAGCAGACGAUGAGCCCCUUCAGGCUGGAGAUCUGCAAGGACCUGGCGCGGACGAUGUGCAGGCAGUGGUAGCCAGUGUGGUGGCGCAAGAGCCGGUGGACUUGGUGAAUGGCACCAAAAAGCCCUAUGCGCGUGGUGCUGCCCUUCGCACAGACCAAAGGGUUGACCUCCCGAAAGCAUUGGUGGGGCCGGCCAUGAAUCAGAACGAAAUGGAGGAGUUCGUCAAGAUUCACGCUGCCCAAGCAGCCCUUCGUGUGGCCAAGAAGGAGGAGGAAGUGAAGGAGAAGAGCGACAAGCUGGAUGCCAGCAAAGAAAAAAAGGCUGCAGCCGAAGCCAAAAAGGCUGCCAUCAAAGCCAAAAAGGAUGCUAGCAAAGCCAAAAAGGAUGCCAAGCAAGAGCAGAAAAGGCAAAAGGCUGAGCUCAAGCUUGCCCAGGCUGUUCCAACGGCUGCAAGCACACAAGCAAAGCGCAAGCAACCGGCAGCAGAGAAACCCGCUGGCGCUAGCAAGAAAACCAAGGCAAAAAAGGCAAAGGUUGAGCCGGAGAAGCCUGCGCCCAAGCCGGACCAGGUCCCAGCCGCACACCCUGCACCGCCAGCAGACAACGCAGCAGCAGCACGGAGGCAACAGGGUGCGGUGGCUGGUUUCCAGGACCUUUCGGAAGCCGUGCAGUCUCUGCCACUCCCUGGCCUCACACUGCCGCAGCAGGGCUUCAACCGGCAGAGCUUUACGGUACCUGCGCCCACCGAUCGACCCGGCACAUGUUCAAUUGGUGUGGUGCUGAACUCAAAGUCCUUCUAUGUCAACAAGAUGGCCAUGCAAUGCGGCCCUGCACGAGUCAACAAGAAAGGUGGGGCCACUCUCCCAUGGGCUUGGUUUGGCAACAUUGCUGAGGCGUGGGAUUGUGCAACGCAGUGUGCUGGGUGGAAAGCUGGCAAUGGUGGCGCUGGCGCUGCUGGCAAUAAUCCUCCAGGUGGACUUCCAGCCCUGACUGAUGGCGCACCAGAUCUCGCCGACUAA
Effrenium voratum is the source of this 1677-nucleotide messenger RNA. Lineage: Eukaryota; Dinophyceae; Suessiales; Symbiodiniaceae. The record is from the annotation of a GenBank genome assembly.